This is a messenger RNA of Lasiosphaeria miniovina, 648 nucleotides long. RefSeq lists its product as uncharacterized. The transcript is spliced from 2 exons. The coding region runs from base 1 to 648 and encodes 215 amino acids. NCBI's taxonomy places the organism in Eukaryota, Fungi, Ascomycota, Sordariomycetes, Sordariales, Lasiosphaeriaceae. The record is from RefSeq and is a predicted model, not a curated record.
AUGUUGAAACUAUUGUUGGUGGGCCCCGGACUCGGAGCGUCCGGCACUACCGUUCGCUUUAGUCUGCAAAAUUACGACAAAGACGUGGGCCUACUCUGUGACUCUUUGGGCAAGGCGAUCGACUUCUCCAAGUUCGAGAUCUGGAAGGACUACUUCACGGCGGGACACACGCCCUACGGCACAUUCAAGCUACAGGCUUUGCUGCGUCCCAAGUCAGCCGGCAUUACACCCACCAUGGCUGGCUCGACCGUGCUGGACCGCAAGAAUUUCGAAAAAUACCUCACCAAAAAACAGGCAUUAAAGAGCCCACUGGGCUUCGAUGUCGAGUUUGAGCUGCUCAAGUCUGACGGGACGCGCUUCGAGCCCGAUUUGCUUAUGCCGCUCGACUACCUCAAGCGCGUCGUCAAGACCAAGCACUUGUUGCAGGCCGACCUAGAAACCCUCAUUGCCGACGCCGUGCGUGGCCAUCCAGAAUUAAAACCGCCUCAGCGACGUAUCGUGGCCCUAAAUACUGUAUAUGUCGACAUUUUGUCCAAGAAUGGCUUCAUAACGCAGCAGGACGUGCUUCAUUUUCUCGUCGGCAAGGAAAAGGACAUGGUCUUUAAGGACGGAACCAAGUGCUAUCGGUUCACGGAUAUCAAACUCUAG